Molecule: messenger RNA, 2881 nt
Organism: Trichoderma atroviride IMI 206040
Lineage: Eukaryota; Fungi; Ascomycota; Sordariomycetes; Hypocreales; Hypocreaceae
Biological process (GO): carotene catabolic process
Molecular function (GO): carotenoid dioxygenase activity
Source: RefSeq, a predicted model, not a curated record
AUGGCUCUAAACAGAGAAGGAAUCUUUUCUCGCACAGCAGAGGACCAAGAGAAUGAUAUCAAAGAGAGGCUAGGCAACUUUGAAGAUCAAGCAUGGAAGCAGUGGCCGGCAAAGGCUCAGUUUGAAGGCCUUGAAGAGCAUCGUGGCCCAAUUCAACUGACAGUCAAAGGCUCCAUCCCUGCCUGGGCUGCUGGUUCCCUGUUCAGAACCGGGCCUGGCCUGGACAGAGUAGAAGACACAUCCAGAGGCACUCAUAUGAUCUCACAUUGGUUCGAUGGCAUCGCCCACAGCCAUCGAUUCGACAUCAUCCCGCCUGAAACAGCUGAAGGCAGCACCUCAGUUGUGUACACUUCUCGUCGUCAUGCGGAUGCUCUCGUCGCCGAGAUUAAAGAAAAGGGCUGGCAGACGAGCAUCUCAUUUGCUCAACGGGCUGAUCCCUGCGUGGGCAUCUUUGGAAAAGUCAUGACUGUCUUUGCCAGCGGCAACUCCAACAACAACGUUGCUGUCGUCCCGGACAUGCCUGGCGGUGACACUGUGAAAGGAGGAGAGUCGUCAAAAGACAAGGCGUUGUAUGUCCUUACCGACAGUGCCGGUCUCAGUAAACUCGAUCCCAAUACCCUUGAGCCCAUUGGAGAAGCCAGACAACAGUCACUUCAUCCGAGUUUAAAAGGCCCAAUCUCCUGCGCGCAUUCACAACGCGACCCCGAAACUGGAGACUUGUUCAAUUACAACUUGGACCUGGGUGGUCGAUUUCCAACGUACCGUGUCUUUCGCGUCAAUGCCAAAGAUGGGAGUGUCGACAUUCUUGCCACCAUCUCCGGCAAGGACUACCCAGCAGCAUACAUGCACAGCUUCUUCAUCACAGAGAACCAUGUAGUCCUUUGCGUCCAAUCAACGCAUUACGCAUGGUCUGGCUUGAAAAUCCUAUGGGAGAGGAAUAUUCUCGACGCCAUAAAGCCCUUUGACAAGACCGUUCCGUGUAAGUGGGCAGUGAUUGAUCGACGGCAGGGAAAGGGCGUAGUGGCUGAGUUUUCUACUCCGGCUGGCUUCUUCUUCCACUCGGUGAAUGCCUUUGAGGAGCAGGCCAAGGAUGAAAAGGGGAAUAGCCAUACGGAAGUCUGCAUGGAUGCCAUCUCGUAUCACAACGCGGAUAUCAUGCACGUGUUUUACUAUGACGUUCUCCUGGACCGAAACGAUGCGACGAAGAAGGCCAUGCUCGACAACCAGCUGUAUAAAUCAAUGCAGCAGCGCCUGUCGCGAUAUCGAUUCCGAAUCCCUUCAAACAAGCAAUCAAAAGAAGAAAAGGCAUCUGCCGCGGCCAAAGAAGUCUUGACCAUCCCAGGCCCUCACAUCGGCGAGCUGCCCACCAUCCACCCAGCCCGCAACGGCAAGCCCUAUCGAUUCGUCUACACCACCAACAACAGAGGCCUCUACAUCUUCGCCGACUCCCUCGCCAAGACAGACGUCACCACAAGCAACGUCCUGAUCUGGAGCGGACCCAGGGGCCAUUCGCCGGGAGAGCCCAUUUUCGUGCCUCGCCCGGGAGGCACGGAGGAAGACGACGGGGUGCUGCUGUCGGUGGUGGUGGACGGGACACUGGAGAGGUCGUAUCUGCUGUGUUUGGAUGCGAGGACGAUGGAGGAGCUGGGCAGGGCAGAGGCGGAUUUUGCGAUUCCGAUGGGGUUGCAUGGGGCGCAUCAGAGGGGACGUCUUUGACGAGAAGACUGUAUCCUACUAGUAUUUUUCAAUGUCUUCUUUUUUUUUAUUCCAAAUAAUAUUAGUACUUGUAGUCAAAUUGAGUACAUAUCGCCUGUAACAGUUGAAGCAAAAUGGGAUUAAUUCUUUACGUGUAAGUUGUCGUGAUGCAUCACCAUUGCUACAUGUACACCAUCACCACAAUAAUUCCACUCUGAAAAUUACAUUUUACGAGUCAUACCCUUUGCUUUCCAGCAAAUAUUAAACCAUCAGACAAUCAUGAAGAAAAGAGAGUUAUAUCUUCGGCAUGAUGCGGCAUUCGACGCCGCAAGUUGAUGCCACUCCCAAUAAUCUGGACAUUCGGGGAGUUCCCGGCAUCGGGGUCGGACAUCUCGGGGAACUCGCUGCGAGAUUUUUGCUAGAUUCUGCCUUCUCUCCCCGCCGGCAUUUUGCGCGUGGCGCGGCACGGCGAAUUGGGGGGCUGGCAGGAGCAGUAGCGCAUUAUCAAUUGCUCUGGGGCAUGCAGGCAGUUGACCGAAGGAUUGAGUCAACUCGGAUGAAGUUGUGACUAGAUGCACCUACGAGCAGAAGAUGAGUGAGAGAUGAGAGCAAUAAAAGUUAUCAAAUGUUUUUGAAGAGUUGUAUUUUUGUUGUUUCCGCUUAUUUUACAGCUAUUCGCCCUCGCGACCGUAGUUUCUCCUCAGCGGCUCAUUUCAAAGCCGGAGUGUGCCCUCGGUCUUUUCGUUCAAGCAGUGGACACGAUCCAGUCUUCAUCUCCGAGACCGUACAAACAAGCAAAUAAAAAAAAAAGGAAAGUAAAGCUGGAACUGCGUCCUGACAUCAGAAGCAUUUCAAUCUGCACCUUUCUCUUUUUCUCUCUCUUGGUCGGUUGACCCCCACGCCCAGUUUCAGUGAUUGUCUCGCUUCCCCAAAUCCCACCCCGAACCAUUGCUGGCAUUAAAAAAAAAAGAGAAUAUGCCCAAACGUAGACAUAAGAAAAUAUUCAUUGCGUUUUAAUUUUCCCCAUCUUCAGUCUUCACCGGUGGCAGGCGCACUCUAGGCCGCGAUAGCCUCGGCAGUGGGCAUUUUCAUGCUGGUGCCGCUCAGGUCGGUGGGUUUCCGUGAGGGGUUCUUGGUGUAGUAGUCGGAAAUCGCCGACUUGAUGGCAUCCUCAGCAAGCAUGGAG